Pipistrellus kuhlii (Kuhl's pipistrelle) is the source of this 1341-nucleotide messenger RNA. RefSeq names its product Kruppel like factor 18 (gene KLF18). The coding region runs from base 1 to 1248 and encodes 415 amino acids. The transcript has 5 exons. Lineage: Eukaryota; Metazoa; Chordata; Mammalia; Chiroptera; Vespertilionidae. Gene Ontology annotation, molecular function: DNA-binding transcription factor activity, RNA polymerase II-specific; RNA polymerase II cis-regulatory region sequence-specific DNA binding. The record is from RefSeq and is a predicted model, not a curated record. Gene Ontology annotation, biological process: regulation of transcription by RNA polymerase II.
AUGGAAAGGAAGGGUUAUGUGGGAUUGGGAUUUGAGUCAGGUGAAGAUCUAGUUCAGUUAUCAGGCAACUGCGAAGACACUCACUCUUUACCUCAGGAAAUUGAGGAGUUCCUGGAGGAAUACUAUGAGAGACUUGAGUCAAGAACUCCAGCUGCACCAGAGCCACAGAGCUCUGUGCCUUUGACUGGCUGUGGUGAUGAGAGCCAACAUGAGUCCAUUCAGAGCCAGGUGACGACUCCUAUGAUUUCUGCAGAUUCUAAUAUCCCCGAGACAGUCCUUGACCAGAACUCAACAAUGUCCCCUGUCAAUGCCUUUGGCAUGCCCACUGGAGAACUAAGUGAAACUGCCUCCGUGGACCAGAAGGUGACCUCCUUUGAUCAGAGAAAACCCACAGCAACCUCCUCGAUGAUGGGUGUUACUGACAACCCAAAGACGUUGUUCACUGAUUGCCAAAAGACAACCAUCACUGCAAAUAACAUGACAGUCUCCAAAGAAGGUAGCCAGAUGAUCACCUUCAGUGGGGACCAGACCCGUUUUGGAUGCCAAAUCACCUUUAGUGGAGACCAGAUUCAUUAUGGAGGCCAGAUGCCCUUCGGCGGGGACCAGACCCGUUAUGGAGGCCAGAUGCCCUUCGGUGGGGACCAGACCCGUUAUAAAGGCCAGAUGCCCUUCGGUUGGGACCAGACCUGUUAUGGAGGCCAGAUGCCCUUCAGCGGGGACCAGACCCGCCAGGUGACAACAUACAGCCCUGACCAGACUCUCUAUGGGGGUCAGAUGGUGACCCUUAAGGAGGAACAGAUAAAAGCCUUCAAUCACGACCACACUCUCUAUGGAAGCCAUAUGAAGCCAAGUCAAUCGUCGUCAUUGCCAAACCCAGGAUUACCGCACUGUUCAAGUUCCCAUUUGACCCAAGGACAAUCCCUAGAAGAGCAGAAGUCAGAACUCAAAACCCAGAGUCGUCAGUUCAAGAAGAAUCUUAAGGUUUCAAAGCGCUUCUUUUGCAAGUACGAAGGCUGUGACAAGUCAUAUUCCAAGGUCUCCUAUCUCCAAAUCCACUAUCGCAACCACAUAGGCGAGAAGCCCUAUAAUUGCGAGUGGAAGGGAUGCACAUGGAAAUUCACCCGUUUAGAUGCGCUCAACAGACACAAAUCGAGGCACACUGGGGAGCGACCCCACCGGUGUCAUAUAUGCGACAAGCGUUUUAAGCGAUCUGAUCACUUAAAGCAGCACAUGAAAAGCCACCACUGACUCUAAACCUGAAUCCGUCAGUCUCCAAGGAAACAAGAUUCUCCCUACGAAGCCUUUGUUUGCUUAGCACCUAGCACCGUGCUGCCGCACUGU